Messenger RNA from Populus trichocarpa (black cottonwood), 2491 nucleotides. Its product is annotated as O-fucosyltransferase 35. Bases 208 to 2139 code for a protein of 643 amino acids. The transcript has 9 exons. The record is from RefSeq and is a predicted model, not a curated record. Lineage: Eukaryota; Viridiplantae; Streptophyta; Magnoliopsida; Malpighiales; Salicaceae. Gene Ontology annotation, cellular component: chloroplast; cytoplasm; Golgi apparatus.
UAGUAUAUAGAAGGCAGAAGCAGAUCAAUAAAUUCAGAGUUGAGAGAAAGAGCUUAUGAUGCACCACACCAUCUCCUGCUACAAGCCUACAACCUCCCUCAGUUUCAGGCUGCUUUGAUAAAAAUUAAAAUUCCUGUCUUUCUUGUUCGUCAGUGAUCAUAAAAUCCCAAUCCCAAUCAUUCUUAGUCAUCCAUAAAUCUCUUUCUUAUGGCUCACCAUUCUCACCACCAUAACCAUAACUCAGCAAGCGAUGGCGUUUCUCAAAGAGUUAACAGCCCUCGUUUCUCAGGUCCAAUGACUCGCCGUGCUCACUCUUUCAAGCGCAACAACACCAGUUCUAACAACAACAGUAAUGCCGGCAACGCCAACAGCAGCAACAAUGGUAGCAACAACGUUAGUAACGGUAACAGUAACAAUAGUAGUCUUAGCCCCCAUCUUGAGAUUGAUCUCCCCUUAAACUCUCCUAGAUCUGAAACCGUUGAUGGGUUUGAAAGGGAAAGUCACAGCAGGCAGAAUCUGAGCCAAAGAGUUCAUGGGGGUGUGGUUAGGAUUUUGACAAAUAAGAAAGGUAGUAUUGGAUCUGUGAUUUUGGAUUUUGGGUUCAAGGAAAGGAAGAAACUUGGCCACUGGAUGUUCUUUUUCUUUUGCGGGCUUUGUUUGUUUCUGGGUGUUUUUAAGAUUUGCUUAUAUGGGUGGUUUGGAUCUACCCUUGAAAGAGCUGCCUCCAAUCAGGAUGUAUUCGGUUCCAUCACCCGACAGGAACAAGACUCUUACCGAUACAUGGGAUCAGAAAAUGAUCAGAAAAGAAUGAUAAUAGAAGUAGGCUCGGAUGUGGUUGAUAGACUGAAUAAGAAGGCUGAAUUCUCAGGUAUCUGGUCCAAGCCCAAUAGUGAAAAUUUCACCCAAUGCAUUGACCAGCCCGGAAAUCACAAAAAGCUUGGUGCAAGGACAAAUGGUUAUAUUCUCAUAAAUGCUAAUGGUGGCUUAAAUCAGAUGAGAUUUGGGAUUUGUGAUAUGGUAGCUGUAGCUAAAAUUAUGAAGGCAACGCUUGUCCUUCCCUCCCUUGAUCACACCUCCUACUGGGCUGAUGAUAGUGGAUUUAAGGAUUUGUUCAAUUGGCAACAUUUCAUUGACACGCUGAAGGAUGAUGUCCAUAUUGUGGAGAAGUUGCCACCUGCCUAUGAUGGAAUUGAGCCAUUCAACAAAACACUGAUAUCUUGGUCCAAGGUUCAUUAUUACAAAACCGAGGUCCUGCCAUUGUUGAAGCAGCACAAAGUAAUCUAUUUUACUCACACUGAUUCUCGUCUUGCCAACAAUGGUCUCUCAGAUUCCAUACAAAAGUUGAGAUGCCGUGCUAAUUAUAGGGCACUGAAAUAUUCUAAACCAAUAGAAGAACUUGGAAACACCUUGGUCAGCAGAAUGAGAGAAAAUGGAAGCCGUUAUCUUGCUCUCCAUCUGAGGUAUGAAAAGGAUAUGCUUGCAUUUACAGGAUGCAGCCAUAAUUUGACAGCAGCAGAAGAUGAAGAGCUACUUAGGAUGCGAUAUGAAGUCAGCCACUGGAAAGAGAAAGAAAUAAAUGGGACAGAAAGAAGGUUGCUUGGCAAUUGCCCAUUGACCCCUAGGGAGACUUCCCUUUUGCUCAAAGGAUUGGGUUUUCCAUCCAGCUCUAGGAUUUACUUGGUAGCUGGUGAAGCUUAUGGGACUGGAAGCAUGCAAUACCUUUUAGAUGACUUCCCAAACAUCUUCUCACACUCCACUCUCUCCACAGAAGAGGAGCUGAAUCCCUUCAAGGAUCAUCAGAACAUGUUGGCUGGUCUAGACUAUCUUGUUGCACUUCAAAGUGAUGUGUUUGUCUACACUUAUGAUGGGAAUAUGGCGAAGGCAGUUCAAGGUCAUAGGCAAUUUGAGGAGUUUAAGAAAACAAUCAAUCCAGACAAGAUGAAUUUUGUGAAGCUUGUGGAUGAGUUGGAUGAAGGAAAAAUAUCUUGGAAGAAAUUCAGUUCCAAAGUGCAAAAGCUUCACAAAGAUCGAAUUGGAGUUCCAUAUGCAAGGGAGCCUGGAGAGUUUCCAAAGCUGGAAGAAAGUUUCUUUGCAAAUCCCCUUCCUGGAUGUAUUUGUGAAACAGCACAAGAAAAAUAGCCUCUGAAUAGACAUAUUUUCUUAUAUUAAUGUUGUGACGCGAUCCCAAUGGCUUGCAAAAAAGUGUGCUGCCAUUAUACUUGGCAUAUUAUCUUGAUAGCAACCACCUUCAUCCUCCAAAUUGAGGGACGACUCGGUUAGUCAGCUGGAAAGUGCCCUUGCACGUACAAAGUAUAAUCCAUGUGCAGGACGGAGCCAAUGCAAUGAGGUCCUAAUUGUUGUAUCUUGAAUAUACCAGUUACUGCAGAUAGGUUGUCGACAAUCUUCUACUUUUCUCAAAGAGACAACAAAAUUGUAGACACUUGUAACCAUUCUUUUUUAUACAGAAAUGUGCUUGGUGGUUUGGAUAUGA